UCAGUUCACUGAGCCUGUGUGAUAGCUGCAGACACUGUGUUUGUUUCAGUGUUUCGAACCUGUCUGUGAUCUCACGGUCCUGAUUCACGUCAAACGAGUCUGAUUACACUUUAUUUCAAGUUUUGCAGCACAUUAGCAUGGAGAGCAAGAGGAGGGGUAUUUUGGAGCGACUGAAUGCCGGGGAGGUGGUUGUGGGAGAUGGAGGUUAUGUGAUCCAACUAGAGCGACGAGGUUAUGUGAAGGCUGGACACUGGACACCCGAAGCAGCUGUCGAACACCCUGAAGCAGUGCGGCAGCUGCACAGGGAGUUCCUGAGAGCAGGAUCCAAUGUGCUUCAGACAUUCACCUUCUACUGCAGUGAGGAUAAGCUGGAGAUGAGUGGCAAUGUCACCGACAUCACGGGGGCCCAGAUUAAUGAUGCAGCCUGUGACCUGGCCAGGGAGGUCGCCAAUGAGGGCGAUGCAAUGAUUGCUGGCGGUGUGUCUCAGACCCCCUGCUAUGCGGAGACUCACAAUGAGACGGAGGUCAAAGCAAUCUUUAAGAAACAGAUGGAUGACUUCCUCAAGAAGGACAUUGACUUCUUUAUAGGAGAGUUCUUUGACCACGUGGAAGAGGCAGUGUGGGCAGUGGAGGUGCUGAAGACCAGCGGCAAACCAGUGGGUGCAACUCUGUGCAUCUCACCACAGGGAGACAUGCAGGGAGUCCCGCCUGGAGAGUGUGCUGUCAGGCUGGUCAAAGCUGGAGCUGACAUUGUUGGAGUGAACUGCCACCUGGACCCUCUGACGUGUGUGCGCACAGUGAAGUUGAUGAAAGAGGGGUUAGAGAAAGCUGGUCUCAAAGCCCACCUCAUGGUCCAGCCGCUGGGCUUUCACACGCCUGAGUGCAACCACACUGGAUAUGUCAGCCUUCCUGAGUUCCCCUUCGCCCUGGAGACCAGAGCGAUGACCCGCUGGGACAUCCAUAAAUACGCCAGAGAGGCUUACAAUGUUGGAAUUCGUUACAUUGGUGGCUGCUGUGGAUUUGAGCCCUACCAUAUCCGAGCUAUAGCAGAGGAGCUGGCUGCAGAGAGAGGAUUCCUCCCACCAGCUUCAGAGAAGCACGGACUCUGGGGAGCUGCUCUGGAGAUGCACACCAAACCCUGGGUCAGAGCCAAGGCUCGUCGUGAGUACUGGGAGAACCUUUUGCCUGCUUCUGGACGUCCCAAAUGUCCUUCCAUGUCCACACCAAGCAAUUGAGUAAGAGGGAGGAUCACCAGUAACUGGAACAGAGCAUAUCAACACAGUCGUCUGUUUCUGUUGUACAAUAUACUGAAUAGUACAAUGCAACAGAGCUGCAUUACUUAUAUGAAUAGGACAGCCCAUAAUAUUUUUUGUCUUAACUGUAUAUUAUCACUAAGAAUGAAAACAAAUUUUACAUAAAAAUAAAGCUGGUAUUUUUAACCAUCACAUAUUUUAGUACUGUUUUAACAGUCAGGAUAAAAAUCAGGUUUAGUGAAAAGAAUGAUUAUGGCAAUUUAAAGGUAAUGACUAAUAAUGAUGUAUAAAUGUAUGCAUUUUCCCACAGCAUACUGUUGGCCUAAUAAAUGUUCGGUUACCA
This is a messenger RNA of Scatophagus argus, 1596 nucleotides long. Its product is annotated as betaine--homocysteine S-methyltransferase 1-like. The record is from RefSeq and is a predicted model, not a curated record. The transcript is spliced from 8 exons. The coding region runs from base 138 to 1235 and encodes 365 amino acids. Gene Ontology annotation, molecular function: betaine-homocysteine S-methyltransferase activity; zinc ion binding. Lineage: Eukaryota; Metazoa; Chordata; Actinopteri; Scatophagidae.